AAUAGUUCCGACUACUCUUCAUCUCCACCCAUCGCCUUUGCAUUACACUGUCCGCAUUAAGUAUAUUCAUUAAUCGAAUUGAUACAUUGUCCUUUUCCUACAUAAUGCUGGCGCGCACACUGUUGCUGCCAGCUCGGCGCACUCUCCUCUCCGUAACCACUGCUUCAUUGGCAACUCAAUCACGAACCUUAUCGUCAUUACAAGCACCGUGGCGUACCGCAGGAUCGCAGAUAAUGGCAAUGGCUUCCAGACCAAGAGUUGCUUUGGCAACAUCUAACGCAAUCUCGCAGCAAGUUAGAGGCAUGAAGGUUCGAAGCUCUGUGAAGAAGCUUUGCGACGGCUGUAAGAGCGUACGGAGAAAGGGUGGCAAGUACGUUUAUAUAAUAUGCAGCAAGAACCCGAAACAUAAGCAAAGGCAAGGAUGAUCACCUUCGUCGUAAGAUGGCUGUAUCGAUAGACUUUGUACAGUACAAGAUGGCAUAGAUACCAAAAGCUCAUGAAACAAGUCAUUCCACCGAAGACUACCGCACAACUCGUCUCUUCCUUAGCAGCACACGGCUUUGCUUGAUUAAACGGACCUCGGCGUUGUAGAUUCUGCCUUCUCUUGUUCCUAUUCAUAUCAUCAAACGAAUUUCUCGACCUCCCAUCAACGCACAUGAUUUUGAGCCUUCACACAUUGUCUUCGACAGAGCAAACGAGAUGCCAAUCCUGCCGUUACCUGCGAUCUUCGCAUUCGACACAAGUAGGCUCGUGCCACAAGCUGGGCAAAACAAGUGUUUCUGCUUGUGCGGUUGAAAUUUAGUGUUCCUGGCGAUGAUACUAGGCGUCGUGUGACUGCGAAGAAUACGCAGGUGGAGGUUAUGCUCUCAGUUAUGGAAUGUGACGCUUGAAAUUUGCUCCUAGUGGUUCAUAUAGACAAUCUUGGUACAGAUCGAGCAACAGCACAUCACGAAAUCCCAGUCUUCGAGACGUCCCCAAGCCUCGAAGUCGAGAAGGAUGGAUAGGCAAAGACAACUAGACCAAGAUCGCAGACUAAAGACAAGUCUUCAACCCAUGAUGGUCAAAACUAGUGAGAUUGGCUCGAGUUCGUAGAUAAUUUGGAAAGAGCGUGGCCGCGACUAUUAUGCACGGAGAACUCAUGUUGCGGGUUCGACUUUCUAGAUGUCAAACAGACCACCUGAAAAAUUAAUGCUUGGGAGAUGCUAAUCAACUUGGCGCAACGUAUCAGGCAUAAUUUCAUGCGAGCGUAGGUGUUGGAAGAAAAUCCGCGACUUCACUUGUCUCUCGUUCACCGAAAGAACUGAAGAGAAACUGAACAGCGGUGUGCCAUUAUUCGGCUUACGUAUAUUGUGUCAAGCACACAUGUCACAUACAGUUAUGAAGAAACGUCGUAAGCUAUGAAAGCAGUCAUGACCACGAUGCCAGAGGCGUUAACCUCAACUCCAUGCCAUCUCUGGGCUUCGUCGUAAUGACGCCAGCAGGUAUUGCUUGUUUGCCUGGAUGUGCGUACUCCACCUCGAACGCGGCGACAAAAGCAGCAACCAGACAUCUCAACUCGGCCUUGGCAAACGAGCC
Messenger RNA from Verruconis gallopava, 1575 nucleotides. RefSeq names its product ribosomal protein L36. Lineage: Eukaryota; Fungi; Ascomycota; Dothideomycetes; Venturiales; Sympoventuriaceae. The record is from RefSeq and is a predicted model, not a curated record. Gene Ontology annotation, biological process: translation. Gene Ontology annotation, molecular function: structural constituent of ribosome. Gene Ontology annotation, cellular component: ribosome. The transcript has 3 exons. Bases 105 to 425 code for a protein of 106 amino acids.